AUAAUAGUUCAAUUUGUACCUGUGCUGUUUCAUUUUGGCCUUAUGUUUGAAAUCCUUUCAUCAGAGAAUGAAGAAGAUCUUUUCAUCAGAGACCAUGGACAUCCCCGACGGCGUGAGCAUCAAGGUUGAAGGCCCUCGUGGGGAUUUCCAGCUCAUCACCGAUGAGAACGGCAAGAAGAAGCUCAAGAUCGAGGCCUGGUUCGGUACCCACAAGAUGAGGCUCAUCUAUGCCCAUUUUCCCAUCAAUGCUAGCAUCACUAAUCACAACAAGGGCAUCAAGAUCCAUAGCUUUCUACUUUUCGUGAGGAAAGUGGAUAUGCUUGAUGGAGUUUCCAUUGUGCAAUCUGAGAAGGUGAAGGAUGAGUUGGUUUUCGAUGGAAAUGACAUUGAGCUUGUUUCUAGGUCAUGUGCCCUUAUCAAUCAGAACAAGGAUAUCAGGAAGUUUCUUGAUGGUAUUUAUGUUAGUGAGAAGGGGACCGCAUUAAUAAAGAAGGUGGUGAAAAAGAUCGUUAUGGGGAAAAAGAUUGGAGCAUGUAUUUAGUAGAAAGUCUAAAUUAAGGGUUAACAGUGUGUGCUACUUCACUUUCUGUAACUGGAACUUUGGAAAGUUAAAUUAGUUAUGACCUAAUUAUAUGAGCUAUUUCUGAAUGGAAAAUGUGCUAGGUAUGACUUUUUAAUUGAUU
Messenger RNA from Lotus japonicus, 683 nucleotides. Its product is annotated as 60S ribosomal protein L9-like. The record is from RefSeq and is a predicted model, not a curated record. The transcript is spliced from 5 exons. NCBI's taxonomy places the organism in Eukaryota, Viridiplantae, Streptophyta, Magnoliopsida, Fabales, Fabaceae. Gene Ontology annotation, molecular function: structural constituent of ribosome; rRNA binding. The coding region runs from base 68 to 541 and encodes 157 amino acids. Gene Ontology annotation, cellular component: cytosolic large ribosomal subunit; ribosome. Gene Ontology annotation, biological process: cytoplasmic translation.